Molecule: messenger RNA, 803 nt
Organism: Myripristis murdjan (pinecone soldierfish)
Lineage: Eukaryota; Metazoa; Chordata; Actinopteri; Holocentriformes; Holocentridae
Gene: cldn34a
Product: claudin 34a
Exons: 1
Coding region: 1-759 (252 amino acids)
Cellular component (GO): bicellular tight junction; membrane
Molecular function (GO): structural molecule activity
Source: RefSeq, a predicted model, not a curated record
AUGAUGUACCUGGCUCACACAGCGCACUGGCAGUUCCUGGGCCUGGUGGGAGGAGUUGUGGCGUGGAUCCUGACGAUGGUCACAGCCGGCCUCAAUGAUUGGAGGCUUUGGUAUGUGUCUGACACGUCCGUUAUCACCUCAGGUCUGGCCUGGGUGGGCAUCUGGAGGGCGUGUUUCUACAGCCACACCCUCGACCAGAUGGAGUUCUGUCACACCAUCAGCAUUGGGGAUGGCUUUGUGCCGGUGGAGAUCUCUGUGGCCCAGGUUCUGAUGGUGGUGGCCAUGAUCUGCGGCCUGGCCGGGAGCAUCAGUGCAGCUUUGGCCAUGAGGAUGGCCUACUUCUCUGUGGAGAGUCGUGAUCACAUCAGAGAGCUCUUUCUGGCGGCAGGGUCUCUGUACGUGCUCACAGGGCUGAGCUCCCUGGUGCCGCUGCUGUGGAACAUGAGCUCUGUGCUGAGCAACAGCUCCAUAGACUUCCCUGCAGACUUCUUCCUCCCUGCAGCCCCCACCAGUCAGCAAAUAGGAGCAGCCAUUGGAGUGGGGAUUUUUGCCUCCGUUAUGAUCAUCAUCGUUGGGCUACUGUUCCUCUGCUACCGAUACACCAGGCGGCCCCUGAGCACUGAAGCACAGCAUGUCAGAGACCCUCUGCACGGUCCUUGGACAGUGACGACCUUGUCAUCAUCAGGAUCGCCAAACAGGGCCAAUGAAGAUCACCAAGGCAGGGAUAAUCCUGGAUUCCACACUGGAGAGGCCUUGUGAGAGCAAGGUAUGGCCUCAGAAAAACUUUCAUGCAUUAAAAUAUA